Messenger RNA from Erinaceus europaeus (western European hedgehog), 1567 nucleotides. It is a transcript of the gene NPL, whose product is annotated as N-acetylneuraminate pyruvate lyase. The record is from RefSeq and is a predicted model, not a curated record. Gene Ontology annotation, molecular function: N-acetylneuraminate lyase activity; 4-hydroxy-tetrahydrodipicolinate synthase activity. The coding region runs from base 187 to 1149 and encodes 320 amino acids. Gene Ontology annotation, biological process: N-acetylneuraminate catabolic process. NCBI's taxonomy places the organism in Eukaryota, Metazoa, Chordata, Mammalia, Eulipotyphla, Erinaceidae. The transcript has 12 exons.
GGGCGCGCACUGUGCUGGACGCCGGUUUCGGGGCGCCAGAGGGCGUGGGAGCGCAGUGCGGACUGGAGAAGUGGUGGCCACGCGUUUCGGGUAAGAAAGUUGGUACUGAGUGACCCCGAGGCCCGGACAGACCCCCGAGGGAUCAGGCAGGGUGCACAGGGACGUAGACAUUUUUCCAGCAGCUCCAUGGCCCGCCCGAAGAAGAGACUUGAAGGUCUCGUUGCUGCAACAAUCACGCCGAUGACAGAGCAUGGAGAAAUCAACAUUUCAGUCAUUGGUCAGUACGUGGAUUAUCUUGUGGAAGAACAGGGAGUGACGAAUGUUUUUGUGAAUGGCACCACGGGAGAAGGCUUGUCCCUGGACAUCUCUGAGCGCCAGCAGGUUGCAGAGGAGUGGGUAAAGAAAGGGAAGAACAAGUUGGAUCAAGUGGUGAUUCACGUUGGGGCAUUGAGCUUGAAGGAUUCACAAAAACUGGCCCAACAUGCAGCAGAAAUAGGAGCCAAUGGCAUCGCUGUCAUUGCACCUUUCUUUCUCAAGCCAUGGAACAAAGAUGUCCUGAUUAAUUUUCUGAAGGAGGUGGCUGCAGCUGCCCCUACAUUGCCAUUUUAUUACUACCAUAUCCCUGCCUUGACAGGGGUGAAGAUUCGAGCAGAGGAGUUGCUGGUUGGGAUUCAAGACAAGAUCCCCACUUUCCAGGGGCUGAAGUUCAGUGACACAGAUCUCCUAGACUUUGGGCAAUGCGUUGAUCAGAAUCGCCAGCAGCAGUUCACUUUCCUUUUUGGGGUGGAUGAGCAACUGUUGAGUGCUCUGGCCAUGGGGGCUACAGGAGCGGUGGGAAGUACCUACAACUACCUGGGGAAAAAGACCAAACAGAUGCUAGAGGCUUUCCAACAAAAUGACUUCUCUUCAGCCCUGAACCAUCAGUUUCAUAUCCAGAGAUUUAUCAACUUCGUGGUCAAACUAGGUUUUGGAGUGUCGCAGACUAAAGCCAUCAUGUCUCUAGUCUCUGGGAUUCCAAUGGGCCCACCCCGGCUCCCACUGCAGAAGGCUUCUAGGGAGUUUACUGACAAUGCAAAAGCUAAACUCAAGAGCCUGGACUUUCUUCCUUUUGCUGACUUGAACAGUGGAAACCUGGAAGCCUGUGACUAGAACCCUUAGUCUUUGUAUCAAAUCGGAAUGUGUACAGUUAGACACAAUCCACCUCAAAUAGUGAAUUUCUCAAGGACCUUUUAAAUGAACUAAAUUUUUCCUAACAAAUGAAAUUUCAUGUCAAUCUAUAAGUUCCUAAAUGACUACUAUGCUCCUAAAAUCAUUUUAUUAUAUGUAGGGACCAAAAAUUGAAAAAGCAAUCAUGAACCUUGAACCAUACAACAUUUCGCAGAAAUUUUAUGGAUCAGUUUUGAUUUCUUGGAUGAUUUUUUUUUCCAAGAAGGAAUUCUAAUUGGUUCCUUUCGCCUGCCUUUCAGAGAUCCUAUUAUUCUAUUCUGGUGCUUAGUCCUAUUUAAAAGUUAUAAUUUUAAGCUAUCAUAAUGUAAUUUCAUUUUAAUAAAUACUCAUAUGAAAUCUA